CCAAACCCGAAUUAUGCAGUUGGAUAGCCCAUCUUCCCCCGGGUUCCCCCAUUGAAACCCAUGUUAGAGAAAGCCAUGCAUUCCAAAAAAAAAAAAAAAAAAAUUUCGCAGACGUUUUUGUAUCCUCCAAAAUGCUCUCAAAAUUGCAUGCUCAAAGGCUUUUUACCAUUCCGAAAGCCAAUAAAUGUGCGCUUCAGUACUUGUUCAACCCGCUUUGUACCACUACUGAGUCGACCCAACUCGCUGAGUCGCCCAAGCUUCCUCCUUUGAGUCAAUUAUUCAAGACCAAAGGAAAAGUCCCUCCAGCUGAAGAUUCAGACGAUGAUUUCGUUAUCCCUUCUCUUGCCAACUGGGUCGAGACCCGGAAGCUUGACGACAACCAUGACGAAGACGUUAAGCGAUAUAUCAGCGAGUCCACGGACUCAGACUUGGACGAGAUCAGUAAAAUUCUACAGAACAGGUACCCAUCGCCGGAAAAUGUAGUUCAAGCUUUAAAAGGGUGUUCUUUUAAUGUAACUGACAGCAUGGUUGAACGGCUUUUGAAGAGGUAUAACAAUGAUUGGGUCCCGGCAUUCGGUGUUUUCAACUGGGCAAAAGAACAAACAGAUUAUAAGCAUUCUCCGCAGUUGUAUAACUCCAUUGUUGAAAUCUUAGGCAAGGCCAAGAAGUUUCGGCUCAUGUGGGAAUUGGUGGAGGAAAUGGACCAGUUGGGAGGGUAUAUUUCGUUGCUCACAAUGGCUAAGGUCAUCAGGAAGCUAGCAAGAGCUGGAAUGUAUAAGGAAGCAAUAGAGGCAUUCCAAGGAAUUGAGAAAUAUGGCGUAAAGAAGGACGUCAGCGCACUAAACAUUCUUGUGGAGGCGUUGGUGAAGGAGAACAGCGUAGAAAAUGCCCAUGAAGUUGUUUCAGACAUUCAAAAGUCGAUUCCUUUAAACGCACACACUUAUAAUAUUCUCAUCUAUGGGUGGUGCAAAGCGAGGAAGCUAGAUAAUGCCAAGAAGACGAUGGAGGAGAUGGAGAGAAAUGGGUUUUGUCCGGACGUUGUUUCCUAUACUUGUUUGAUCAAAUCAUAUUGUGGGGACAAGGAUUUUCGCAAAGUAGAUAAAAUUCUUGAUGAAAUGCAAGAAAAGGGUUGCAAACCGAAUAUAAUAACGUAUACUGUAAUAAUGCAUGCUUUAGGGAAGGCAAAGGAGAUUACUGCAGCUCUGGGGGUUUACGAGAGGAUGAAAAAGGAUGGUUGUGUCCCAGAUGCUCCGUUCUAUAGCUCUUUGAUUUACACUCUGAGUACAGCGGGGAGGUUAAAGGAUGCACGCGAUGUGUUUGAGGAUAUGCCAAACCAAGGGGUUACUAGGGACUUGUUGACUUAUAAUACCAUGAUUACUUGCCUUUGUGGGCAUUCUCAGGAAGAAGCUGCUUUGAAGUUGCUUAAGCAAAUGGUGGAAGAGGAUUAUUGCAAGCCAGACCUCAAGACGUAUGCUCCAUUGUUAAAGAUGUGUUGCAGAAAGAAGAGGAUGAAGGUGCUUAGCUUUUUGUUAAACCACAUGUUGAAGAAUGAUGUGAGUAUUGAAGCGGGAACUUAUUCACUUCUAGUAAAUCAGCUUUGGAAGAAUGGGAAAGUUGAAGAAGCUUGUUCCUUCUUUGAGGAAAUGGUGUCCAAGGGAUUUGUUCUCAAGGACAGUACAUUUAAGAUGUUGAAGGAGGGACUUGAGGCAAAGAAUAUGGUGGAGGCAAGGAAAAAGAUUGAGGAGUUGAUGUGUCAGGCAAACAACAAAUAAGAGUGCUGGGUGGAUCUUAGGAACUAUAGGAUUUUCAACAUGGGCGGUUCGCAUCGGUUUUCAAUAAGCUUCAAAUGCAUUUCCUAUAUUGUAGAUCAGUUUAUUGGCUUGGACGUUGGAAAGCUUAUGGUCUAAGUGAGUACAUUUUUCUCUGUUGGAAAAAUUAGGUUCGAACUUUGAAACCACUGUUACUGAUAAAUGAAUGAAAUGUGAAGAACCAAUCAUCAGAGAUUUUUAAGAAGAAACAUAAUCAUCUACGUCAACAUGAAAAUUCCCUUGUAAGUGUUGGAGCGGAAUUUUGAAGCAGCAAAUAGCAAUGUGUGAAAAAACAUUUCCUCCAAGUUUUGCUUUAUAGCUUAAUACUGGAGUAUUUUUUUUUUUAAUAUUUUAUUUCUGAUUAGUAUACUUUUCCUGUGGCUCAGUAAGAGACAUUAAAUCGGUCCAGAUCGUUGAGGUUUUGAAGAAUAAAUUCCUGUUGUGGAGACCA
This is a messenger RNA of Ziziphus jujuba (common jujube), 2259 nucleotides long. RefSeq names its product pentatricopeptide repeat-containing protein At3g22670, mitochondrial. The record is from RefSeq and is a predicted model, not a curated record. NCBI's taxonomy places the organism in Eukaryota, Viridiplantae, Streptophyta, Magnoliopsida, Rosales, Rhamnaceae. Gene Ontology annotation, molecular function: protein binding. Bases 132 to 1772 code for a protein of 546 amino acids. The transcript has a single exon.